This is a messenger RNA of Nicotiana tabacum (common tobacco), 2130 nucleotides long. RefSeq lists its product as uncharacterized. Lineage: Eukaryota; Viridiplantae; Streptophyta; Magnoliopsida; Solanales; Solanaceae. The record is from RefSeq and is a predicted model, not a curated record.
AGUUAGUCAGAGUCCCCCACCACUCUAUAAUAUAUUUCGUCCGAGGGAAUUUCGCUAUACAGCCAAAACCCAGGAGGGAUUCACCAUUCUUCACCUAGCAGCAUGCGCACAAUAGCAGCGCGACUCACCCCUUAUCUAUGGAGGAGAAAGCCUAUAAAUUUACAGCCCCGGAAUUUUUCUACUUCCGGCUUUGAUGAACGGUCAAUAGAACAAGAAGCUGAAAAGAAAGUAGGGUGGCUCUUAAAGUUAAUUUUUGCUGGGACUGCUACAGUUAUUGGGUAUCAGAUUUUCCCAUACAUGGGAGACAAUUUGAUGCAGCAGUCUGUCUCACUUUUACAAGUCAAGGAUCCCUUAUUUAAAAGAAUGGGUGCAUCCAGAUUAGCUCGUUUUGCUGUAGAUGAUGAAAGAAGGAUGAAGAUAGUCGAAAUUGGUGGGACUCAACAUCUUCUGAACAUGUUAGAGGCUGCUAGAGAUGAUCGCACGAGGAAGGAAGCCUUGAAGGCUCUUUUUGCGAUAUCUAAAUCAGAUGAGGCUGCUAUGGUCUUACAUCAAGCUGGAGCGGCAUCAAUCAUCAGGUCGACCCCCGAGUCUCCUGAGGAUGCUGAAGUCGGGACAUACAAGUCAAAUUUGUUGAGUAGAUUUCAAGAUUUAUCACAUGAUAUAAGGUCUUGAGAUUCCUAUCAUUCUCUUAAAACUUGGCAAUAACGUUUUACAUAGAUGUUUUAUUAGAUCGCUUACCUAUAAGAAUUUUUUUUCCUGAACAAAAUUAAGAGAAUCCUUUCAUGGUUGUUACAUGUAAUUCGUGUUACAUGUCCUCUUCUAGAGAUCCGUGGUUAUGCCUCCACACCUUCUGAAGUAAAAGGUCCCUUGUUUAAUGGGAUCUUAAGCAUUGCUAGUGGCGGAAUUCUGCUAUGAUGGUGUAAACUCUUCAAGGGGCAUUAGGAUAGAAAAAUAAUCCGGAUAUCAUGCAAAGUUGCCAUAGCACACAAGAUCCUGUUUUGCCAGUGAAUGUUCAUGGUUCUAUGACAUGCGAAUAACGGACAAGCACUGAAGUUAUGUCCAUUUGGACCUUUUAGUUCCUAAAUAGAUUGAUGAAUUUCGAAUUGUAUUCAAGAGCUAAUCCAGCCCCUAAUUGACCUGAAUUAAGCUCAGCCAUCCUCACAAUCAAAGUUAGAAGAUGCACUUGGCAAGACUACACGGUUUGCCUUUCUCUUCAAUGUCAUUGUGCACAUGAUAACUUUAGCAAAAUUUGUGUGAUCUUGAUCUUAGCGAGAUUUAAAUGGCCGGAAUUCUGUACCACUGAGCAUGAAACAAAUGGGGGCCAUUAGAUUUGAUUUCAGAUGUCUGGACAAGUAUCAAUAGGACAUAUAUGCUUUGGAUUCUUUGUUCGACGGUCCAGCAAUGCAAAUGAGUAUUUGUCUAUAACCAUGUUAUCUGGUGCUCGAUCAAUUUGUUCCUUCAGUAAAUUUGGCUACAUGUCGUAGGGAGUGGGGAACAUACAUAUUCCUAGUGUCUUGUGAAAUAAUGAUUCAUAUUCAUUUCAAGAACCGGGACCUUAUGACCCAAAUAUUCCCGGAAAGGGUGAUCAAUCUUGUGUAUGAAACAAAAUUUUAAAAAGUUACACGCAUUUGUACAUGGGAGGAAGCAAUGGUCCUCACACUACAGCCUGUGUCAUCCAAGAUUGGGUAGGAAACUCCAAUGGUUCCUGCGAUGCCAAUAGUUAAUUUGUUAUACGAUCUCAAAAUAGUAUUCUGUUAGAAGAGUACAAAAAACCUAUAGCUGUAUAGAGUUUGUGGCUUAUAUGGGAUGCAAAGAUUAAAAUUAAGAGAUUUUGCGGGGAGAAUAUACCUGCACGUCCACCUAUUAAAAGGCUAUAAGCAACAGGGACAUUAUUCAAGUAUGUAUUAUACCAGAAGGCAGAGACUAGAGGAAGCAUUUUCUGGAAGGAAAAAAAAAAUUGCAUUCAACUAAUUUUCAAUGUUGAGGAAAGGUUGUUAUUAACUUAGCUCACUAGUUCAAAGAGACUCUUUUGUCAUGUGGUGUAUAUAGAAAUAGGCCCCCCACCAUUCCCGUACAUUCUCUCUUUAUCACUCAACUUUUGCAAUUUAAAUACAGAUUUGCUUUGUUUUA